AACGAAACGAAUGGGCGGAGAGUCGGAGAAAUCCCCAACAUUGUUUAUAGGUAAAUUGUGUUGAAAUUCUUGCGUUUCCAUUAUUUUAUUUUACAAUGGCUCGUUGUUAAAUUAGUGAUCGCGAACUAAUGACGAUUUUUCUUCAAAAUGAAUAAUAUAACUUUGCCGGACACUGUGUGACUCUGCGACCAUUCGCUACCCAUUGAUAAUUUUCACUGAACCAAUGCAACCAAAUAAAUCCAAAAACGUCAAUAAAUCUAACAAAAUGAGUAAAAUGUCAUUUGGGCGUAAAAGGAGCUGCUGGAAAAAAAAUUAUAACUCAGAUGGAGGAAAUCCCAUAAAAAACGCUUCAGAAUCCGGCGUAAUAACUUGCGCUAUAUGUGGAAUAAAACGACAUUAUAAAUUCAUCAAACAGACACGUAAAUUCGGUCUGCAUAGCUGCGAACCGUGUCGUAAAUUCAUUAGUUCAAUGAUAUUAUAUGUUAAAAAUAGAGAACAUGUACUUCUGAAGUGUGCUAAAAAAGGUGCGGAAAAUUGCGUUAUAUCAGAAACAGUUCCAAAAAAUGGAACUCCAAGGUCAAAAAAAGAUGCACUUUCCAAUCUCCGAUGUAAGGCAUGUUGGCUGUUACUAUGCUUAAAAAAAUACGAGAUGCCGCUUGGUCUGAAGAAAUCUCUUGCUCAAUUUCUUACCGAGGAUUUUAGACCAUCCGAUUUGAUCAAUUCAGACGGCUGCGAAUUAGAUUUUAAAAACAUAUCCAAACGAAGAUCUCAUCAAAGCUAUAGAGAAGACCCAGUAAAAUCGUGUAUGCAAGUCUUAUCAGAGAAUUAUAUCAAGAGUGUGGGUAUAGACGAAUCAGAAGAUUCUAAGAAAAUUGUCAUCCUUCGAAUCAAAUGUUAACAGAAAAUAGUUCCUUCGGAUAAAACAUAUGGAUUUCCUGUUCAGUUGUAAACUAGAUAAUAUUAAAAUCAACUUAUUCGCUUAAUUUUAAGAAUAUCAUUACAUUUUAGGAACUUCGUAAUCGUAACGAAAACAAUUUCAGAAGGAAAAUUUAGGUUCGAUGGUGAAUGUCGAGGGUGUGGAUAAUUGGAAGUUUGGUUGUCAGUUUUAUUGUAAUUAGCAUGUUAGUUAUAGUAUUUUUUUAAAGCGUAGAACCAAUAUCGAAGUGUUCCCGAGGUAGUGAAAUUUUACCUUACCCCUGUGGCAACUGACUGAUAGGAUGUAAUUUGAAACGCGAUCAUAUAAACUUCAAGAAUAUGUGAUCAAAAAAAAAAUCCAAUGAUUGCAGAAUAUGCUUUCAUACGAAUUUUUCGAUUAUUUGUUGCGUUACCAAACGAAUAUUUUUAUUUGUAUUUUAUGUUAUACGGACAAACCUGAUUUUUUCAAAAGGUCAAGAGGUCAUUUUUAAUAUAUCAAAAUCUAUAACAGACUGCGUUUGAUUAGACAUCGCGACGUGUCUAAUUUAACAAAUUUUUAUUUUAUCCUUAUAUACGCUGCUUUUUGUACUUUUUUUUUUUUGUUAUUUUUUUCUUAUGUUCGUAAAAGAUUUUAUACCGAAGUUUUUCAAUCUAUUGAUACGUUCGAAUCCAUCGUCUAACCGAGUUUCGUAAUUUAGUGCGGCAUGAACCGAUCUUCAGUCAGGCUUAAUAAUUCUGUAAGUGAAUAGUGGGUUGUUUCUUAAAUACCGUAUGUAAUAAUUUUUCUAUAAAUAGGAAGAACUUAGGGAUCGUUUUAUAAUAAUUUUACAUUUGAAAGCUUUGCAUGAAUUUUUGUCGUGUAAUUGAACGUUAACUGAAGUCAUUAAUUGUAAAUUACAUAUAAAUUGUGAACUUUCGUGAAAAGCAGGGCUAAGAAUAAAUCGCGGCUGGAUUUCGUUCCGCAAUUUUUUUUCGUUCUUUGAUUUGAAUUGAAAGUUCAUGUUCAAAAAAUUAUUAUUUUUAUCACCGAGAAGAGUGAGAGUGCGUUUGGUUUUUUUCGCGUUAUUUUACGGUCUCGGUUGAGAUGUCGGAAUAUAUAUCAAUCGGAUUUUUCAAAAUGCUUGAUAAUUACUGUCUACACGAUAAAUGUCGCUUUUUGUGUUGAAAAAAGAAAAAACUUUCUUUUUCACUUAUUUUGUAAUGUCUUUCAUUUUUUUUUGAAUUAUUAAAAAAUUUAACGAAACGAAAAUGUGUUGACAGUAAUGAAAGCAAACACGCCUAUAGGAAUUUCGAGUUAUUCAGUAGAUGUAUUUGUUAGUGUUUUUUUAGAUUGAGGGCGAAUAGUGACUUUAUUACGUAAACAUUACGUUCUUUAAAGAAUUCUCGUUACGAAUUAUCUCAAAAGAACAUCAUGUUUUGUUUUUUAACAUCUUAUGGCAUGACUUUACAAAUGAUCCAAUCAUUUUUAGUUGAAGUUCACAUGUGAACUUUUACAUAAAAAUCCGAUGUUGAGAUAGAUGGAUGUGAUACUCUAGUCUUGCAAGCAAAUUCAAUCAACUAGACACACCAUAAUUUCACUUCGGAAAAUAUUUUCGAUUUAAAAACGUCUUAUAAAUCGAAAGCAAUAUUUCUUGCCAUUUUUGUUUACGUAAAAUACGGUCACUUUACUAUUUAAUAUUCUGGUCCAUUUUAGUUAUUUAAUUAUGCGAGUCAGUGUUAUAUGUACUUUUUUUUUUUUUUUUUUUUCUAUGUGUAAGGUUUUAUUUAGUAAAUAUUGUUACCAAAUGGAAUUAGUACUUUACGCAAUGGAAUAUCGUUCACAAAGAAGAAAACGUUACAACUGUCAAUUCUUCGUUUUGUAAUUUAAAAAUUAGGAAGCGACAUUUGGUAACAGUAUGAUAGUUCUUUAUUUUCUAUUUUUUUUCCUAAAGUACAUACGAUGAUUUUCUUGUUAUGGUGAACAUUUUGUGAUAACAAACUUGUAUAAUUGUUGGAUUUUGAUUUCGAAUUAACGAUUGUGUUUGAAAUUUCCAAAAUAAAUAAAAUAAUUAUGUAA
Planococcus citri (citrus mealybug) is the source of this 2971-nucleotide messenger RNA. RefSeq names its product histone-lysine N-methyltransferase trithorax-like. The transcript has 5 exons. Gene Ontology annotation, biological process: regulation of DNA-templated transcription. The record is from RefSeq and is a predicted model, not a curated record. Gene Ontology annotation, molecular function: sequence-specific DNA binding; DNA-binding transcription factor activity; zinc ion binding. Bases 224 to 898 code for a protein of 224 amino acids. NCBI's taxonomy places the organism in Eukaryota, Metazoa, Arthropoda, Insecta, Hemiptera, Pseudococcidae.